AUAUACUUGUAUACAUAUACGUAAAUAGAAUAUUAAUAAGUACCUAAGUACUGUCAAUGGUGGGGUAAGAUGGAUUUCUAUUUUCGUACUAGCGCAGGGUCCUACUUUAAUAGAGUACAUAGAUACGUACCCCCUUAGGUAAUGAAGCGAAUAAGCAUGAGCUAAUGUGUGGUAAGCAGUUUUCGAAAGUUCAAAUCUUGAAAAUCCCCAUUUCAUGAGAAAGAGAUGGCAAAUUUAAGCCUCCAGUCUGAUGCAAGUACUAAUCUUAGUCGGCCGAAAUUAGGUGGUCUUUCUAAAUAGUUUAGAACUAUUACCCCUGGAAAUUCUUAUAAGUCAGAUUCUUUGCAACCAUCACCAAAUGCUUUGUAAUUCAAAUUCCAGGCCAAUUUGCCUGCUUCGUUUCAUUCUAGAAAUAUGUUUGAAGUAGUAUAACUGCCCAAGUAUAAAAUAUUUCAUUUCGAUUAUGAUUUCAACUUCAAAUUCAACAUUAAUCCAUUGCACUUAACUUCAUCAACUAAGAAAUCAUACUGAAAUCAUACUGAAAUCGACACAUCUUGAAAAAUACAUACUAGAUUUGACAUUCCAGGAUUAUCAGUCCAUGAACACUUUUAAAAGCGCCACGACCAAAAUGCUCUCUCACGCCAAAAUCACACUUCAUCGUUCGGCCGCGCGCGGACACUCAGAUCAUGGAUGGCUCAACACUUACCACAGUUUUUCGUUCGCUGACUGGUAUGACCCGAGUUUUACACAUUUCGGUUCGUUGAGGGUCUUGAACGAAGAUCGGGUCAAGGCCAAUUCUGGGUUUCCAACACACCCUCAUCGCGAUUUUGAGAUAUUUAGUUAUAUCAUUUCCGGGGAGCUGACCCACCGAGAUAGCAUGCUUCGCAAGGGUGCUGAGGGUGAGCAGUCGGAUAAGUUUUAUCGGAUGCGCCGAGGGGGUGUCCAGUUCACCACCGGCGGUACGGGCAUUGCGCAUUCCGAGCAAAAUGAACACGCAAGGGAUACGGUUCAUUUUCUCCAGAUUUGGGCCAUCCCGUGGAAGCGUGGACUCACUCCGAGAUACCACACCCGUCACUUUGAUGAUGAGGAGAAACGCAAGGGUUUUGUGCCGAUUCUAAGCCCGCUUAAGGGCGGCCCAGACGCCACAUUUGAGCAGGAAAAAAUCGCUGAGCCGACAAUUGAAGGAUCUAUACCGAUACAUGCCGAUUUUGUCAUGGGAGCCGGUAUAAUCCCUCCGCAAGGAAAAUUCGAUUGGGCUGUUGGGGCUAAGGUGACAGAAAAUAGUAAAAGAAAGGUGUACGUUCAUCUUCCGAUGACGAAGCAGGGACAAGCCAAGAUUCGGAUAGAUGGCCGAGAUGAGGUAUUGAAUGAGGGUGACGGCGUAUUUGUGGAUAAUGUUAACAGCGGCGAUAAAUUAGCAGUGGAGAAUGUUGGUGAGGCCGAAGCGGAGGUUGUGGUUCUUGAUACAGCAUAGUCAACAUACGUCUCUUAUAUAA
This is a messenger RNA of Hypoxylon trugodes, 1496 nucleotides long. Its product is annotated as RmlC-like cupin. The record is from RefSeq and is a predicted model, not a curated record. The transcript has a single exon. Lineage: Eukaryota; Fungi; Ascomycota; Sordariomycetes; Xylariales; Hypoxylaceae. The coding region runs from base 599 to 1474 and encodes 291 amino acids.